Messenger RNA from Capsella rubella, 2436 nucleotides. Its product is annotated as U-box domain-containing protein 30. Bases 648 to 1991 code for a protein of 447 amino acids. NCBI's taxonomy places the organism in Eukaryota, Viridiplantae, Streptophyta, Magnoliopsida, Brassicales, Brassicaceae. The transcript has a single exon. The record is from RefSeq and is a predicted model, not a curated record. Gene Ontology annotation, biological process: protein ubiquitination. Gene Ontology annotation, molecular function: ubiquitin protein ligase activity.
GGAAACAAAAACAAAACAAUCACUCACACUACUACUACCUCAGAAGAGGGUAAGAGAGAAAAAAACAAACAAGAGAGUACGAGUUUCUUCGUCAUUCUCACGAAUUCGUGAUUUUAAUUUUAUUUUUGGUUUCGUCAUCUGGGUUUUCCACAAAUUCUCUUCCUUUUAUUUUUUUUUUAAAAUAAAAUCUUCUGAGUUUGCAAAGUGCAAACCUUUGUACUGAGUUCUUUGAUUUGUUUUCUUCUCCUCCAUUUCUCAUUAUUCUUCUUCAUGAUUUCUCCUUUUCUCUGUUUCUCGAAAUUUGUGGUGUGAAAAUUUCACAUUUUUGGAGGGGGCAGUUGGGUUUCUUCAAUCAUGUGUUUAUGAUGUUAUAUCAUUAACAAGAGUUGAAUGAAUCUUCUUUUUGACCGUUGAAAAGAGAGAAACUAAAAAUUAAAGCAAAGGGAAAAAAAAGGAAGAAGAUUUGUGUUGUUGUUGUUGUAACGCUUCUUUAUGAGAUAAAGACAUGCGUUUCUUUCUGAGAGCUUCUUUUGUUUACUAUCAAAAGGCAUUGUUUUCCCCAAAUGUUGUGUGAGUUUUGACAAGAAGAGUUUGUAAAAAUUGGGUCUUUUUGUUUUUGAGGUUUUGUUUCUUUAGAUUCUUUCAAAAUGCCGAUGUUUCAGCCGUUAAAGAGAGAUGGGUUAAUUGGAUUUGAAGGUGGUGGUGCUGGGCAAGUCUUAGAUCUGGAUACCGCUGUGAAAGAUGGAGUUCUCGGUGGUGUUAAUGGUGGUGUUGGUGUUGUUGAUGAGAAAUUGGAUCUGAAGAAGAUGAUAAAGGAGCUAGAUUUACAAGACAUACCUUCUGUUUUCAUUUGUCCCAUCUCGUUAGAGCCGAUGCAAGAUCCUGUGACCUUGUGUACUGGUCAAACCUACGAAAGGUCAAACAUUCACAAAUGGUUUAACCUAGGUCACUUGACUUGCCCAACUACAAUGCAGGAGCUUUGGGAUGAUGCGGUAACUCCUAAUAAAACUCUUCAUCAUUUGAUCUACACUUGGUUCUCCCAGAAGUAUGUGUUGAUGAAGAAACGCUCUGAGGAUGUGCAAGGACGAGCUAUUGAGAUUUUGGGGACUUUGAAGAAAGCUAAAGGUCAAGCUAGGGUUCAUGCGUUGAGUGAGCUUAAGCAGAUUGUUGUGGCUCAUCUUAUGGCGAGGAAGACUGUUGUUGAAGAAGGAGGUGUCUCUGUUAUCUCUUCUCUUUUGGGUCCUUUCACUUCUCAUGCUGUUGGAUCUGAAGUCGUUGCGAUUCUUGUGAGUCUUGAUCUUGAUUCGGAUUCGAAAUCAGGGUUGAUGCAACCGGCCAAGGUUUCUUUGAUUGUUGAUAUGUUGAAUGAUGGAUCCAAUGAGACCAAAAUCAAUUGCGCGAGGUUGAUUAGGGGAUUGGUGGAAGAGAAGGGGUUUAGAGCAGAGCUGGUCUCGAGUCAUAGUUUGCUUGUUGGGUUGAUGAGAUUGGUUAAGGAUAAGAGACAUAGAAAUGGAGUUUCCCCUGCACUUGGGUUGCUUAAACCAAUCUCUGUUCACAAACAAGUUCGAAGCUUGAUGGUUAGCAUUGGAGCAGUGCCUCAAUUAGUCGAUAUCUUACCGUCUUUAGACCCGGACUGUUUGGAAUUAGCUCUGUUUAUUCUUGAUGCUUUGUGUUCAGACAUGGAAGGAAGAGUUGCUGUCAAAGACUCUGCAAACACCAUACCUUAUACCGUUCGGGUACUGAUGAGGGUGUCUGAGAAUUGCACUAACUAUGCGCUCUCGAUUCUUUGGUCUGUCUGCAAAUUAGCUCCUGAAGAAUGUUCGCCUCUUGCUGUGGAGGUCGGUCUUGCUGCAAAGCUGUUACUCGUGAUCCAGAGCGGGUGUGAUGCAGCGUUGAAGCAGCGGUCAGCGGAGCUACUCAAGCUAUGUAGUCUACAUUAUUCAGACACCAUGUUUAUUUCCAAAUGCAAACUCACAAGGACAAUCCAAUAGCAACAGUUUAAAUCUUUGGCAUCGACACAAAAUUUCAGCGGAUAUCCAUGAAGUGGUAAAUGCGAGUUGCGAAUCUGCCCCUACACCGAUGUAUAUAUAGAUGAAGCGUUCGAAACUCAAGCUAUUGCUUCUUCGCGGUAACAAUCGAAAGGAAGAAGCAAUCCGCAGAUGGAAACACAGGGGAAGAAGAAGCUGGGCGGGUAUGUAAUGUUUUCAUGUCGGUUCAGUUUGCAAUUAGCAUUGGGAAUUAGAAAAACUGUGUAAAGUUACGUCUUUGGUUCAAUCAAUUUCAGAAAAAAAAAAAGGAAAAAGAAGAAUUUGAAGAAAAGUAUCAUAUUAAGUCUCUUAUUGUUAACCUCUCUACUUGGGUUCUUGUGAGAGGUUGUUUUGCUUUUUAACCAUUCACAACAGAAAAAGAAAGAAAAGCAAAAUCUUUUGACCUGAA